Helianthus annuus (common sunflower) is the source of this 2733-nucleotide messenger RNA. RefSeq names its product dammarenediol II synthase. Gene Ontology annotation, molecular function: beta-amyrin synthase activity. The transcript is spliced from 14 exons. The coding region runs from base 176 to 2452 and encodes 758 amino acids. Gene Ontology annotation, cellular component: lipid droplet. Gene Ontology annotation, biological process: triterpenoid biosynthetic process. The record is from RefSeq and is a predicted model, not a curated record. NCBI's taxonomy places the organism in Eukaryota, Viridiplantae, Streptophyta, Magnoliopsida, Asterales, Asteraceae.
AUGAAUGUAUGCAAUAUGAAAGGAGUUAAAUAUUUGUAGACUUUUUAAAGAUCGUCUAGACAUUAAUGAAGAGACAUAAAUGGGGUCACAUGGCAACAAUCAAGCCUAUAUGAACCCGCCCAUUAGAUAACACUCACCCAAAUUCAUACCACCACCUCACCCAUUUAUUAGAGUUAUGUGGAAGUUGAAGAUAGCACAAGGGGAUGAUCCUUACCUGUUUACCACCAACAAUUUUGUUGGUAGGCAAGUUUGGGAAUUCGACCCAAAUGGCGGAACUCAAGAUGAACGUAGAGAAGUUGAAGAUGCCCGUCAGCGUUUUAGAAACAAUCGGAGAGAAGGCAUCCAUCCAUGUGGUGAUUUGCUUAUGCGGAUGCAGUUGAUCAAGGAAAAAGGAAUCGAUUUAUUAAGCAUACCGCCGGUAAGGUUGGGAGAGAAAGAGGAAAUGAAUUGUGAAGCGGCGACGACAGCAGUUAAAAAAGCAGUUAGAUUGAACCGUGCGAUUCAAGCAAAAGAUGGUCAUUGGCCUGCAGAAAAUUCCGGUCCUAUGUUUUUCACUCCUCCCCUUCUUAUUGCAAUGUAUAUCAGUGGAGCCAUCAACACACAUUUAACCAAACAACACAAGACCGAAAUGAUACGCUAUCUCUACAACCAUCAAAAUGAUGAUGGAGGGUGGGGAUUUUAUAUCGAGGGACACAGCACCAUGUUCGGGUCUGCAUUAAGCUACAUAGCCUUAAGGUUGCUAGGAGAAGGACCCAAUGAUGGAGAUGGUGCGGUGGAGCGAGGCAGGAAGUGGAUACUUAAGCAUGGUGGUGCAGCCACAAUUCCCUCUUGGGGCAAGACUUAUCUCUCGGUGCUUGGUGUAUAUGAAUGGGAAGGCUGCAAUCCACUUCCACCAGAGUUUUGGCUUUUUCCUGAAGCUUUACCAUAUCAUCCAGCAAAAAUGUGGUGCUAUUGCCGGACAACUUAUAUGCCCAUGUCAUACUUGUACGGGAGAAAAUUCCAUGGUCCAAUAACUGAUCUUGUUUUGCAACUUCGGCAAGAAAUCCAUCCGAUCCCGUAUCAUGAUAUAAAUUGGAAUAAACAGCGCCAUAACUGUUGCAAGGAAGAUCUCUAUUAUCCUCACUCAACAGUCCAAGAUCUGUUAUGGGAUAGCCUUCAUUACUUGAGUGAGCCAAUCCUUAAGUAUUGGCCGUUCACCAAGUUAAGAGAAAGAGGUCUCAAAAGAGCAGUUGAGCUAAUGCGAUAUAGUGCCCAAGAGAGCAGAUAUAUUACCAUUGGAUGUGUAGAAAAGAGCUUGCAAAUGAUGUGUUGGUGGGCUGAAAACCCAAAUGGGGAUGAAUUCAAGCACCACCUUGCUAGAGUGCCCGAUUAUUUAUGGCUAGCAGAAGAUGGGAUGAAAAUGCAGAGUUUCGGGAGUCAAACAUGGGAUUGCACACUUGCAACUCAAGCAAUAAUAGCAAGUAAUAUGGUUGAAGAAUAUGGUGAUUCAUUAAAAAAGGCCCAUUUUUAUAUCAAAGAAUCUCAAAUCAAACAAAAUCCUUCUGGAGAUUUCAGUAAAAUGUGUCGGCAGUUUACUAAAGGGUCGUGGACUUUCUCUGACCAAGAUCAAGGCUGGGUUGUCUCAGAUUGCACAGCUGAAGCAUUGAAGUGUCUUCUAUUACUAUCGAAAAUGCCUGAGGAAAUUGUGGGAGAAAAAGCAAAAGACGAGUGGUUAUAUGAGGCUGUUAAUGUCCUCCUUUACUUGCAGAGUCCUAUAACCGGAGGUUUUGCUAUUUGGGAGCCACCUGUCCCACAACCAUAUUUACAGAUGUUGAAUCCUUCAGAAAUUUUUGCAGAUAUUGUUGUUGAGAAAGAGCAUGUUGAGUGCACAGCAUCAAUUAUCCAAGCCCUUGUAGCCUUUAAUCACUUGCACCCAGGGUAUCGGGAGAAAGAAAUAGAAGUUUCAGUGGCAAAAGCGGUUUGUUUUUUGGAGGGAAAGCAAUUGCAAGAUGGUUCAUGGUACGGUUAUUGGGGAAUAUGCUUUCUGUAUGGCACAUUUUUUGCACUAGGAGGCUUAAUUUCUGCUGGGAAAACAUAUAACAACAGUAAACCAGUUCGUAAAGCAGUUGAGUUUUUCCUUUCGAAACAAAAUGAAGAGGGUGGAUGGGGGGAGAGUUACAAGUCUUGCCCUAGUGAAGUAUAUACACCGUUGGAAGCAAAUCGUACGAACCUAGUUCAAACCUCAUGGGCUAUGCUUGGUCUUAUGUUAGGUGGACAGGCCGAAAGAGAUCCGACGCCAUUGCACAAAGCAGCAAAAGUACUAAUUAAUGCACAGCUAGAUAACGGGGAUUUUCCUCAACAGGAGAUUACUGGAGUUUACAUGAAGAAUUGCAUGUUACAUUAUCCAGAAUACAGGAACAUCUUCCCGCUUUGGGCACUUGGGGAAUAUCGCAAACGAGUUUGGAUCAAUUAAACUAAUAGACUGAAGUGCCUUUGAUGGCUGUAUCUGUGGUGCCAACCUCUGGCUAGGUUUGGUGAAAUACAUUUAAGUUGGCCGUUGAAAAAAAAAACCGACUGAAGUGUCAAGCUGGAAUAAUAGAAUAAUCCAAAUCUAGAAAUGUGUGCAGAUCAUAAGCCAGUGGUCCUGUAUGUUAAAUUCUGGUGUCUUGUGUUACUCUUUUAUCCUAAGAAACUAAAACAAGGUUUGUAAGGUUUAUGUGGGCAUAGAUUGCUAAUAAUGUAUUAUUUGGAAGA